CCUUUUUUAACAAAUUGCAGUGGCGUCAUUUCUUUUCCGAUCCCCUUCGAAGAACAAACAUCCAUUCACCAAUCUUCUUUCUGCGACGCCGGACCCUUCCAUCGCACACUAAUCGGAGAUGUACCUCAAGAAGGCAUUGUGGACCGACGGACUCACGCCCAAUCCCUCAGCUGAAUCUUCGCCCGACGACCAAUCGACGUCUGCAACCUCUUCCGCCGUCGGGGAGUUGGUCAAUUCUUUGAACUGUCAGAGGCUCUUUCGCGAGGUUACUUUUGCUCUCCGAACAGGCCUCAGAGACGCCAGCGCUGAGUUUAGCUUUCUCCGAGUCUGUGGUCUUCGUAGCCUCCUCAAGUCCCUUCGCUCCAUUGCUGAAUCCAAUUCUACGAUUGAGCUUUUCUGCCAGACUCAGUCCGUGCCCGAGCUUCAAGUGGUUCCAGUUCUAUUUCAACAGUCGUUAAAAGAAUCAGAGGAUGAUCCUGUGGUAAAUUUGGACCAUAUCUUUGGAGUGGAACCUUUGAAGAUCGCUAGUCCUUCAACCGAUGCCGAAGUUGCCCUUGCACUACGAGUAUUGGAAGGUUGUUGUCUUCUUCACAGAGAGAGCACUGCUUUAGCUCAUCAGCACAAGGCAAUUCCGGUUUUGAUGAAUAUAUUGUCAAUUCGUGGAGUACUUGAACAAGGUGCAUGUUUAGAUGCUUUAAUUUCAGUAAUGUUGGAUUCGUCGGCCAAUCAAAUGGAUUUUGAGGUUUGUAACGGUAUUGAGGAAGUUGCAGUGCUCAUAAGGGACAAACAGAUUGAUGAAAACCUCAGGUUGAAAUGCGGUGAGUUUUUAUUGCUUCUUAUUGGACAUGUAAAUGGGAGGGGAAGGCCUCCUCUAGCAACCAUACAUGAAGACAUAAGGCAGCUUCUAGGAGAGAAAUCAGCCUCCUUGAUAUGGGCAGCCAGUCAAUUUGGCUCCACUCUUGAUCCAGAGCAGAGAUUAACAGCACUACACAUCCAAGCUCGUCGGGUUCUCGAGUCGCUGGACCUGUAUUAAAUAUAAAUAUGGUAAUGUUUCUUUAGAUUCUGUCAUUGCAUCAAUAAACUCUUCCUGAUGUCUGUCUGGAAUGGGGCAGAUCCAGAGUAGUAAUAUCUCAUGAUGUCGGGUUUGGAGUAACGGUGAUGAAUUUUUAGGGUGGAAUGUUAAGGGAAAGGGGAUGAAGUUGGAAAAUCACGCACUUGGUCAAGUGUGAAGAGAAAAACAGGAACAACAUAUCUUUGGCUUGAUUUUUGAAGGAAACGUCCCUGUCUGAGGGAAUAUUGUUUGGUUGGGUACGAGAAAAUUGUGUUGUAGUGAGAAUAGCCCAUGCUUGAUUUUGGUCUUCACAUGAAAGUUCAACCAAUCCACAUUACUAAAUCAGGCAUGUUCUGUUAAACUUUUUUGAUAAAAAUCAUCAUUACUUCAAACUAAAUUGUUUCAUGAUA
Cucumis melo (muskmelon) is the source of this 1461-nucleotide messenger RNA. RefSeq lists its product as uncharacterized. The transcript has 5 exons. Lineage: Eukaryota; Viridiplantae; Streptophyta; Magnoliopsida; Cucurbitales; Cucurbitaceae. Bases 119 to 1033 code for a protein of 304 amino acids. The record is from RefSeq and is a predicted model, not a curated record.